This is a messenger RNA of Electrophorus electricus (electric eel), 4630 nucleotides long. RefSeq names its product WD repeat domain 27 (gene wdr27). Gene Ontology annotation, molecular function: protein binding. NCBI's taxonomy places the organism in Eukaryota, Metazoa, Chordata, Actinopteri, Gymnotiformes, Gymnotidae. The record is from RefSeq and is a predicted model, not a curated record.
CUAGCUAGCGAGUUAGUUAGUUAGUUAGCUAGCUAGCUAGCUAGCAAUCUAGUAAACGUUUUUUACUACAGAUUUGUAUUAAAAAAGAAAAGAAAUAGCUGGGGGUUUUCUGAUAACAGUGUGCUAAUCUCAAUAAGCGAAUUACAGCAGGUAGUGAAUUAAUAUUAGAGUACUGUUUAGAUGGCACGCAUAUGUGGCACAGGUAUGAAAUGCAUUGUCGAAAAAUUCUCUCUGGACUCCGAGCAGCCAAUGACCCAUCUGCAACUCGCCUGCUGUAGCUCACACUACGCUUUCCCAAGACAGGGCAAGAAUCUAGAAGUCUACAGGACCACCAGCACCGAACGACCCCUACAUCUCACUGGUCACCAUAGUAGUGUCUCCGCCUUAGUGUUUGGGGAAAAGAGAACUCCACUUCUCCUCUGCUCUGCCUCAGAGGACUAUGUGAUCGUGUGGGAUGUUGAAUGCUGCUACAGACAAGUGAGGGAAGGUAUAAUUGCUACAGGUGUGGUUGUUGGCACUAUGCUGGGCAAGGCUGUUCAUUUGUCAUUGUGUACCCUGAAUAAGAGAGUGGCUGUGUGCUCAGGCUCCAGAGUGAUUGUGGUAAAUGCAAAGAGACAAGAAGUACUGGCAGUGUUGAAUGGUCACUUGGGUCCUGUAACUGCUUCAGGCUUUUGUCCAUGGGAGCCCAGCCAGCUCAUCUCUGUCUCAGAGGAUCGGACAUUCAAGAUUUGGGAUGUGAAUACAGAGGAGAUUCUUUACCAGUCUUCUGUCCUCUCAGGUUGUCCAUUGCUCAGUCUGUACUUCAUGGAUAAGCACAGACAGUUUGUCACAGGAUCUGCUGAUGGACAGGUUUGGUGUUACACUCUUCCUGAAGAUCACAAAUGCCACAUGGUGAUGAAGCUUGAUCUCCAGAAGCUUGAGCAGAGGCAUCAGAAAAGUGUGAAGAGCAGUAAUCAGCAACAGACUAAGCCGGCAGGACUUCUCUGUGAUGGCCAACGAGGUGAAGGGGAGACAGCAAAGCCAGUCCUGAGCAUCUGGGCCCAGUCACCUCAGUUGGAUCCCUCUAGCAUGCAGCAGAGAAAUAGCGAAAUAUGGAUAGGGAGUUUGGAUGGGCUGUAUUUGCUUGAUCUGGCUACUUCAGAGCUUCUUGUGAGCCUUCAUUUCAGAGAGAUACCUGGUUUGAGCAUCUUGAUGGUUGGGUCAUGGGCAACCUCCCAAGGGCACAAUAACAAAAUGUGGUGUUUGGUGACCUCUUUGUUUGAGGCCAAGGUGGCACUGCUGGAUGUUACUGUUGCUGGACUGAAUAGCCUCUGCUUCCUUACGGAGAAAGCAUUUUCUUGGGAGGAGAGCCUGUCUGUGUUUCCCAGUUCUUCCCCAGUGCCCACCUCACCUUUGAAUGCUGAACUAAAGAAACGAGAACCAAAAUCUCUGAAAAAAACAGGAGUGAGAAAUCAUGCACUUGUUUUUCACACAAUGGUGAAGUCAUCAGGAUAUGCAAUGUGUCCUCAUAGGACAAUAUUUACACCCAAGACUAAUAUCAAGCAAAAAAGCAAUACUUCUAAGGAAUCUAAAAAUAAUGGAGCUAUUCUACAGGAGUAUCCAUCACAUUCCACAGCCCCAAGUGCCCCGCACACUCAGGUGGCCAUAUCCACCAUGCCAACCACUAUCCACUGCCUCCAAUACUCAGGAGAUGCAAAGCAGUUCAUGUGUGGACUUGCCGAUGGGUCUGUUUUUAUGUAUAAGGCCUCCAUCACUGGCAGCCCUGCAGUCUACACAGGGCAUAAUAAGCCAGUGACCUCUGUGUGUUGGAGUCACAGUAGGCAGUGGUUCCUGAGUGUGUCUGAUGACCACACACUGGCAGUCUGGCCCACUGAGGUCACUGAACCAGCUAUGACCAUGGGAAAAGAAGGACAUCUGAAGGCCAUCAGAUGGGCCCAGUUCUAUUACUUAGACAAGUUUAUACUACUGGCCUGUGGGUCCAGUCUGCGCCUGUAUCUUUACCACCUGGACCAGACAAAAGAUGACAUCAAGAGAUACAAACAGAAGAGCAUGUUCAAGCUGUCAAGCACAUUCAGCACGUACCUAGGAACAGACAUCAGUGCAGUCUCAGCCGUCAACGACUUUUAUUCCUACAUAAUCUUGGCUGCUGGGGCUGAUCACUCCAUCCAAGUGUUUGACAUGAACCACGGCUGUGUGGCAGCAAAGAUUACUGAAGCUCACUGCAGAGCUGUCCACCACCUCUGCCAGAAUAAGGGAUCCAUGUUCAGUACAAAGGACCAGGAUUCAUACAAUCUUUUCCUCAGCAGUGCUGUAACAGAUGGUAUUAAGCUAUGGGAUCUUCGUACUACAAGGUGUGUUCGCCGGUAUGAAAGCCAUCUGAAUCGGCGUCAUUGUUGUACAGUGGCUGUGUCACCUUGUGGACGUUAUGUAGCUACUGGCUCUGAAGACAACUGCGCCUAUGUGUAUGAUAUACGAAGCAGCAGCUUCCUGCACAAGCUCCAGAGGCAGUCUGACACAGUUCUGAAUGUGGCUUUCAACCCUGCCACUCCAGAGCUUUUGACUGGAACGAUGGAUGGAAAGCUGACCCUAUUUCGUCUGUGAGACAGAGCUAUUUGAGGUCUACAUAGACUCACUCAUCUGGGCCUGAUAGCAGGCCUGCUCUACAUUCAUGUUUAGUCUUCCCUGUAACACAGAUCCAUGACCACUGUAACUUCCAGCGUUCAGCCACCAACCUUCUUUUUUAUGCGAAUAUAUAAACAUAUGUAGGCUUCUGGCCUAUGAGUCAGCAUACCACACCAUUUAUGUCUGCUUUAAAGUUAUACAUACAUGUACUGAUAGUAUUAUGAAGAUGUUCAUAUUUAGAAAAACAUUUGCAUAGUCUAAUGUAGACAUUUACUCGGUUCCAAUGUAGUGAUAUGUGUCCAUUCAUAAAUAUCUGUGUACUGGGUCCUGUUCCUUGGGAAUGAAUUGUCCAUUAAAGAACUCAUCCUCUUUAGUUUCACUGUAUUUACAAUCUUGACAUGAAAAAAAAAAAUUGAAAGCAUUCAACACUGGGAUUUUAGUUACCAUUAUGUUGGUAUUGAGAACAUGGCCUGUGGGAGUAGAUGUUUCGAACCAUCCUUGAUGUGUGUAAAUGCAUUAUGUACUGUGUUUCCAUGAUCUUGGCCAUAUCUGCACUGUAAAUCUAGACAUCUGACUUGUGCUAUGCACUGCACAUUGAUCAUUUAGACAGACACAUCUUCAUUUUUCAGCAGACACUGUGUUACUACCAGAAAUUCCAUGACACUUCAAACUGUUUAAACUGAUUGGACUUACCUGGAUUUGCGACAUUACCAAAGCUGCAGAAAGCUACUCAGAACCGUUUAAGGAAGGGGAAAAUGGAUAUGCUGUAAAUGCUGUAGUUGAAAAAUGCUGCAGCUGACAUUCCUAGCACCAAACCGCAGAAGUAACAGAUCUCCCACUCGGGAGUUAAAGCAAUAACCCAUGAGCCACCGGUUAUUUGUCUGUUCUCCUCUAGGCUGUUAGCCGAGCCCUUUCCUGGCUGCCGGUGAUCUGAGCUUUGCUUAGAACAUUGCUAGAGUGCAGCGGCUUUUUGGUGAUCUCCUUUAAGACAGUGUUUCUCAGUUUUUUUACCUGCUUAUGCUCUGUAUUGAAUGCCAGCCUCAGAAACAGUAACAUUAUGAUUUCUCCGUUUUCACUCUUCAGCUACUUUAAUGCUGCAUAGUGCAUUUAAAGAUAGUGGGAGAACCAUAAAAAAAACAAUUUUAUUUUUGAUAUGUUUGCUGUUAUAUCUAACCACAUAACAGAGAGAGUAUAUUAAAAAACUCUCAGAGAGAGUUUAUUAAAAAUUUAUAAGGGUGUGGAAAGGAAGGUUAGUUGCACUUUAGGGAAAGCAAUAUCAAGAAUUAUGGCUAAUAGGAAACAGAUCAGUUCACCGCAUCCAUGUUGACUCUGAAUUAAGGCUUCACAGCAAUAAGGCAUUGGUCUUGGGGUAUAGUUUUGGGAUCUGCCUGAUGAAGAACAUUCCAUUAGACUUCAGCAAUCCUGAAAUCUAGGUCAGUCUGUUGGCAAGUCACAGAAUAUGAUACACAGCUUUAUAUGGAAAAUUACUGAUAUAGAAAGGACCACACAGACAUGUUCACAAUGAGUCAUAUCACAAAUUACUGGAAUUAACCAGGCUUUGAUCCCCAAACACUGAUGACAUGAUUAGCUGGAUAAUGGUAGGGCUAAUGCUGGAAAUAAGUGUUCAUCCACUAUCAUUAUCAUUAUCAUUAUAUUUGUCCUCCGUAACUGUGUGCUUUGGCAUCAAAUAUUGAGAAAGGUCAAGGAAGGGGUAGAGGAAAAAUAUUAGGGCUUGUAUAAGUGUAAUGAUAAAGUAGUAACAAAAUGCUAAUUAUUCAUCUCUGGUGUGCAACAUAGGUUAGACCACAGGCACAUGGUUAUCAAGUAUUUCAAUGCAUGAACUUUUUAAAAUCCCCUCUACUGCCUUAAGUGCAAUGAACACAAGCAAAUUUACAAAUGUUUAGCUUGGUGCACAAACUGGAAGAGUUCAAUUAAAAAAUGUUUUUAAAAAAGUUAAUUGGUUUUGCUAGAAAUGUAUUGCACAGUAAACAAUAAAUACUUCACACUA